Messenger RNA from Alosa alosa (allis shad), 5071 nucleotides. Its product is annotated as receptor tyrosine-protein kinase erbB-3-like. Gene Ontology annotation, biological process: multicellular organism development; cell surface receptor protein tyrosine kinase signaling pathway; nervous system development. Gene Ontology annotation, molecular function: protein tyrosine kinase activity; neuregulin receptor activity; ATP binding. The record is from RefSeq and is a predicted model, not a curated record. Gene Ontology annotation, cellular component: basal plasma membrane; signaling receptor complex. Lineage: Eukaryota; Metazoa; Chordata; Actinopteri; Clupeiformes; Clupeidae.
UGCACGGGAGCGUCACUCUCAGUGCGCUCCCUUACUCAAAAUUCAGGCGAAUAGUUUACCCGUUCCGAGGGAAGCCUGAAACUACCUAAACCUUUUUUGUUUCGUAUCUAACCUUCAAGGACACAUUUUUAUUGCUUUUAAAGGUCGCUUUUCAGUUGGCAACUUACACCUGUGGUGUUUUAGUCACGUUACUUACAGUAGGACGUCCACUUCAUGCUCAUGGAAUGUAUAUGGAGUAUCGAUGUAUUAAAGCAAGAAAGGAACGCCGCUAAAUCACAACAGUUUUAGGACUAUACAAAACCUGGGAAUAUUUUGAAAGUAAAAUUAAAUGAGAAAUUAGAGUGACGAGACUCUGAACGUCUAUUUCGGGUAUGGUCCUAUGAUCGCACUUCGAAACUUUGGUCCAGACUAUGGAAAACCGACAGGUGCUUGCGCUGUGCACUGUAUUCCUGUGCGGUCUACACGUCGCCACCUGUCAGACAAGUCAGGAAGUUUGUCCAGGUACCCAGAAUGGCUUGAGUUUCACCGGUAACCCUGAGCGCCACUAUAACAACCUGCGGGAGAGUUACACAGGCUGCGAGAUCGUCAUGGGCAACCUGGAGAUCGUCCACAUGGAACAGGAUCGUAACUUUUCCUUCCUCGGGAGCAUCAGAGAGGUGACAGGCUACAUCCUCAUCGCCACCAAUCAGUUCCAGCGGCUGCCACUAGACAGGCUGCGUGUAAUCAGGGGGAACACGCUCUAUGAGAAGCAGUUUGCCCUGUCUGUCUUCCUCAACUUUGACGGAGGCCACGGGCUGGAGGAACUGGGCCUCAUCCACCUCACAGAGAUUCUUGAGGGAGGAGUGCAGAUUGUAAACAACAAGUAUCUGAAGUACGCCCCCCUGAUCAACUGGAAGGACAUUGUGAGGGACCCCAAGGCACCUCUGGACUUCAAAGACAAUGGAGAGAGAGGACAGUGCCAUGUAAUGUGUCAACCAAACAACAUGGACAAGACCUGUUGGGGGCCCAAUGAGGAGCAGUGUCAGAAGUUGACCAAGACGGUGUGCGCCCCGCAGUGCAACGGCCACUGUUUCGGGCCCAGUCCGCGGGAGUGCUGUGACGUGGAGUGCGCUGGCGGCUGCAGUGGAGCCCUCAACACUGACUGCUUUGCAUGCCAUCGCUUCAAUGACUCUGGGGCCUGUGUGCAACAGUGCCCCCAGAAAUUCAUCUACAACCAGAACACCUUCAAGUUAGAGCUGAACCCGAAUGUCAAGUACCAGUAUGGUUCAAUAUGUGUACCUCAGUGUCCAACACACUUUGUGGUGGAUGACAGCUCAUGUGUGAGCAGCUGUCCCCCUAACAAGAUGGAGGUGGUGACGCCCGACGGCCUGAAGGAGUGUGAAUCCUGCGGGGGUCUAUGCCCAAAAGUGUGCAAAGGCACUGGUGCCAGGAAUAAGCAGACAGUGGAUUCCAGCAACAUUGACAGUUUUAUUAAUUGCACAAAAAUUCAAGGCAGCCUGCACUUUCUCGGAAUCGGCAUCAAAGGAGAUGAUUAUGAGAAGAUUCCACCUCUGGAUCCAGAGAAGCUCAAAGUGUUCAGCACAGUCAGAGAGAUCACAGACACUUUGAAUAUCCAGUCCUGGCCUGACUCCCUCUCAGACCUGUCGGUCUUCUCCAGCCUCACCACCAUACAGGGCCGAUCCCUGCACAGGCCCUUUGCUCUGCUGGUGAUGAAGGUGGACACCCUCACCUCUCUGGGUCUGCAUUCGCUGCGAGAGAUCGGCGACGGCAGCGUCUACAUCAAGGAGAACGCCAACCUGUGCUACCACCACACCGUGAACUGGACUCGUCUCUUCUCCGGCGGGCGUCUGGCUAAACGGCUCAAGGCCAACGACAUCAAGAACAACAAGCCACUGGACAACUGCACUGCGGAGGGUCAUGUGUGUGACCAGCUGUGCUCAGAUGCAGGCUGUUGGGGACCGGGCCCAAACCAGUGUCUCUCCUGUAGGAACCACAGUCGAGACGCAACCUGCGUGGCCCACUGCAACUUCUAUUCAGGGGAGCCACGUGAGUUUGCAGGGCAGAAAGGCGAGUGUAUCUCCUGCCAUUCUGAAUGUCAGUCACAGGAUGGUGGUGAAAGUUGCACAGGACCGGGGGAUCAGGAGUGUGUAGCGUGUGCACAUCUGCAGGACGGCCCUCACUGUGUGUCUGCCUGCCCAAAUGAUGUGAUGGGGGAUAAUGGUGUCAUCAUCUUUAAAUACCCAAACAAACUGGGCCACUGUGAACCCUGCCAUGUCAACUGCACACAAGGGUGCACUGGGCCUACUCUGUGGGAUUGUGUGAAUUCCAGCAGGGCAGCCAACAGCUCCGUCAUAGCUGGGAUAGUGGCCGGAGUGCUGAUUGGUCUCCUCUUCCUCCUGGCUCUGGUUGGGCUGGGCAUGCUCUACCGCCGCAGUCUUUCUAUUCGCCGCAAACGCACCAUGCGGAGGUACCUGGAGAGCAGUGAGGGAUAUGAACCUUUUGACCCAGGAGAGAAGGGCACCAAAGUUCACACACGGAUCCUCAAAGCUACGGAACUGCGCAAGGGCAAGACACUGGGCUCUGGCGUCUUCGGCACUGUCCACAAGGCUGUAUGGAUUCCAGAGGGAGACUCAGUGAAAAUCCCUGUGGCAAUAAAGACCAUCUCCGACCCCACUGGCCGUCAGACCUUCACUGAGAUCACCGAUCACAUGUUGUCCAUGGGCAGUCUUGACCACCCGUACAUCGUGAGGCUGCUGGGUAUCUGUCCGGGCCCUUCCCUGCAGCUGGUGACGCAGCUCAGCCUCCAGGGCUCCCUGCUGGAGUACCUCAGGCAGCACAAGGACAAUCUGGAGCCACAGCGCCUGCUCAACUGGUGUGUGCAGAUCGCCAAGGGAAUGUUCUAUCUGGAAGAGCACCGCCUGGUUCACAGGAACCUCGCUGCUCGUAAUGUACUGGUGAAGAGUGAUUACAUCGUGCAGGUCUCAGACUUUGGGGUGGCAGACCUUCUUUAUCCCGAUGACAAGAAAUAUGUCUACAGCGAAGUCAAGACACCAAUCAAAUGGAUGGCAUUGGAGAGCAUUCUAUUCCGCCAGUUUACACACCAAAGUGAUGUCUGGAGUUACGGAGUAACAGUGUGGGAGAUGAUGUCCCAUGGGGCUGAGCCCUAUACAGCUAUGCAUCCCCAGGAGGUUCCAGGCUUACUGGAGAAAGGAGAGCGUUUGUCCCAGCCUCAGAUCUGCACUAUAGAUGUCUACAUGGUCAUGGUCAAAUGCUGGAUGGUUGAUGAGAACAUCCGACCUACCUUCAAAGAAUUGGCAAAUGAGUUCACAAAAAUGGCCCGAGACCCGAGCAGAUACCUUGUCCAGAAGAACUCUGUUGAGGCAGGACAAGACGGUUCCCUGCGAGAAAUCAAAUGGUCUAAUUUGGAAGCUGACCUUGACGAUGAUGGAGUAUCAGAUGAUGGCUUUGCUACACCUCCUCUACAUCUAUCACCAUCUCGAAGCCACUCCCGACUACGGAUCAACUCUCAAAGAACUGGUGCGGCCCUUUCUGCUCCGGUGGGAUACAUACCUAUGACCCCCACCCCCAGGGAGGCUAGACAGCUGCGGAGUCAAAGAUCGAGGGUCAGCUCUCGGCGGACAGUGUCCGAGUGCUCAGAGGGCCGAGGCACCAUGGUGGAUGUGGAUAUGGCCUCCCAUAUGGGUAGCCUGAAGAGGACUCGCAACCGUGGGGACAGUGCGUACAUGUCUACGUCCUUGUCCAUAGCCUCAGAAAUCCCUUCUCAGGGGAUAAUGGUGGAGGAGGAGGAGGACCCCAGUCUUUAUGUAAUACCUAGAGCCAGCCACCAACCAGAGACAGAUCCUCUGCUGUCACAUUCCAGCCCCAGGAACACCACUCUGAGUGACAGACAGGGCAGAAACUCCAGGUCUCCACCAGGACCAGGAGCCGAUGCCUCCCCGGAGUAUGAGCUGAUGACAAAGCAAGCUCCACCUCCUGCCCAGGCUCCCAGAAGAUUUGCUGAUCAACUCGAUGACAGCUCCACAGAUGUGUGGAAAAGAGUGUCUGCCAUUUCAUCCACAGUGUGUAUCUCUGACCUCCCACUGACAGGAGAAGAGCCUGAGCCCGCCCAACCUCAAGAGCAGCCAAGUCCGAACGCGGCUCCCUCUCCGGCAGCAGCCCCAGAUUCAGACCCAGCGUAUUCACAGGACUCCAAGAGCGGACCUGAAAAUGAUGGAGAGGCCCUAUUGGACACAUCACAGCAACUGUAUCACGCUGUGGAGUAUGAGUACAUGGAUAUCCGCAGCUCACUCAAAGUCACAGGAGACAACGGGAGUCCCAGUUCAGAGGAGGGCCCAGGAGCAGCUGCCUCUGUGGAGAGAGAUGAAGGACUCGGGGGAGACAGCAAUGAUGAGGACCAGGAAGGGAAAAGCCAUGAAGGGGAACAGGAGGAAAUGUGGGUAGCACAAUCAGGGCCUCUCGCAAGCAGGGUAGGCUUCAGGGAUGGAAUGGCAGGGAUGGAGCAGGUGGAGGAAUAUGAGGAGAUGGGUGCAACCAAAGGAGACUCCAGCACUGUGGAUGAGGUGGAGUACCAGAACAUGCCUUGUGGGAAGGCUCUAAUGAGGCCAGGGGGAGUGACUGCAGGAGUGGGGAAGUAUGUUAAAGUGCGCACUGGCGUAGGGGAGCCAGGCAGCGCAUCUUUUGACAACCCAGACUACUGGCACAGUAGACUUUUUCACAAGCAAGAUGCUCUGCGCACAUGAGAAAAACUCUGGACAGUAAAUGUGGAAGCACAGCAUGGCCAUUCAAGUUGUGACCUACAGACCUGGUGUUUCAGUAGGAUGUCAAAUACAUUUAAUUUGACUGCACAAUUGUAAUAGGGUUGGACUUGGAAACAAAUGUGAUAUGGACAUCGUUAAUAUUUGUCAUGAUCAGUAAUGGUGGUAAAUAUGUAAACUUUGAAUAAUGGACAGUGUAUUGUAUUCUUGUGUGUAUAUCAGUGCAAAUGAUUUGUUGAUUUGUCUUUUGUAAAAGGUUGUUUCAUAAGCUGAAAAAUAAAAACCCUUGGUAUUGA